This is a messenger RNA of Gossypium arboreum, 1158 nucleotides long. RefSeq names its product gamma carbonic anhydrase-like 1, mitochondrial. Bases 130 to 879 code for a protein of 249 amino acids. The record is from RefSeq and is a predicted model, not a curated record. NCBI's taxonomy places the organism in Eukaryota, Viridiplantae, Streptophyta, Magnoliopsida, Malvales, Malvaceae. The transcript has 2 exons.
CAUGAUAGAUAAGAUUGGGCUAAUCAGGAAACCCACUAAAAAUAUUCUCUUUUCUCUCCAUUUCUUCACUCGUGUUGAAGCUCUAAAUCCCUUGUGUUCCUUCACUCCAUUGCCAGUUUGCCACCACUAAUGGCGACAUCCAUAGCAGCUCGCAUCUCCAGGAAGGCCGCGGCCUCUGCUUUCUCCGCUCACCGUCAUGUAAUCUCAUCCCGUUGUUUCGCCACGGAGUCGGCGAAAACGAUCUCGCCGUCGUCGGAUCGAGUCAAGUGGGACUACAGGGGCCAAAGGAAGAUAAUCCCUCUCGGACAGUGGGUCCCUAAGGUCGCCGUCGACGCUUAUGUGGCACCUAAUGUCGUCUUGGCCGGUCAAGUAACCGUCUACGACGGAGCGUCGGUGUGGAACGGCUGCGUCCUACGUGGAGAUCUCAACAAGAUCACCGUUGGAUUCUGCUCUAAUGUCCAGGAACGCUGCGUCAUUCACGCCGCUUGGUCCUCACCUACCGGACUUCCAGCUGAGACAUCAAUUGAGAGGUUUGUGACAAUUGGUGCAUACAGUCUCUUGAGGUCAUGCACAAUUGAACCGGAGUGCAUUAUCGGACAGCAUUCUAUUCUCAUGGAAGGUUCCUUGGUGGAAACACACUCAAUCCUUGAAGCUGGUUCCGUAGUACCUCCAGGCAGGAGAAUCCCAACCGGCGAACUUUGGGCAGGUAAUCCAGCCAGGUUUGUUCGAGCUCUAACCCAUGAAGAAACCUUAGAAAUCCCUAAACUCGCGGUAGCAAUCAAUGACCUGAGCAAAGAACAUUUCUCAGAGUUCCUUCCAUACUCAACAGUAUAUUUGGAAGUUGAGAAGCUCAAGAAGUCCCUGGGAAUAAAUAUUUGAUUGCCUUUUGAUUUUCAUGUUUCCAUAGAUGAGUUUUUUCCAUGCAACGAAAUAAGCAGUCUGGUAAACACGUCGAAGAACCCUUUUUCUUUUUGUUUAUCCAUGUAUUCGAUCGUGUUGGCUGUCGGAAAAAGAAAAAACCCUAAACUUGUGAGUUCCAAUGAAAUGGAACAUAGUUGCAACUGAAGCAUCUUGUGGAUUAUGCCAAGCACAUUCUAUGUUGAGGUUACUUUUUCUAUUGUCCUCUUGUGAUAGUCCUGCCCUUAAAGGCAUUACAAA